CUCGCCUGCAUGUCUGUACGCUUCCGCUCGGCAGAGGGCGCUGGUGAGUCAGGCGGCGCUGCUGCUGCACUGCGACCUGCUUGUAGUCGCUGCCGAAGAAGUGAAAGCAACAAUAUGGCGGGAUGCAUGAAAAUGAAGGAAGAGUUUCAUUUCGCAACCGUUAGAACAACAAGCGUUGCGUUUAUUGUGUUGGUUUUUCUUCAACUUUUUGAGCUCACACUCGCUACACGCAACAUUAUCAGUAUUAAAGAUGGACAAGAGGUGAAAUACUUUCAAGCUGAACACUUCUGCUACGUCAACCCAGUCCCUGUUCCUGGAUGGAGGGAGACCUGGACAAGGAUCCAAGUGAAAGUGUGGAGCUCCAAGGAGCUGAAGGUGACGGUUGUAAAGGAUGAAGAGGAGCUGGAGGAGCUUGAACAUUUUAGUUUCUGGUCCGUGGUGCAGCACUGGAUCCAUGAGCGCACUAACGAGACCAGCGUGAGCAUCAGCCUGUUCAACCAGAAGACCUGUUUCCGUGUGGAUCCUUCAGAUUCCAUAGUGUCCUACACAGUAAAAUCCAGCCGAAAAUUUGACAUCUACCUGUUUCUGGUGUUCCUGGCUGGAGUCCUGCUGUUCUUCUUUGCAGAUAUGCUCAGCAGGAGUCAGGUGUUCUUCUACUCGGCAGGAAUGAGUACAGGCAUGAUAGCCUCCCUCAUCAUCCUCAUCUUCAUCCUGGGACGUUUUCUACCCAAGAAAAGUCCUUUCUAUUUGCUGAUGGUGGGAGGCUGGUCCUUCUCUUUGUACGUGAUCCAGCUCGUAUUUAAGAACCUGCAGCUCAUCCUUAAAGAGCACUGGCAUCUGGCUAUAGGCUACGCCGCAGUCGUGGGGUUCGUCAGCUUCGCAGUGUGUUACCGCCACGGGCCACUGGUGGAGGAGCGCAGUAUUAACAUCCUGUCCUGGACACUGCAGAUAUUCGGCAUGCUGCUGAUAUACGCUGGCAUUCAGGUCCAGCAGGUGGCGCUAGCAAUCAUGGUGGCUGCUUUCUGUGCCAAGAACCUGGAGUACCCAGUGACCAUGGCAUUUAGUCUAUAUGAGAAGCUGAAGCCGAAGCUGCUCUGGAAACCGGCGCCUCGGCGCCUGUUGACGGAGGAGGAGUACCAGAAACAGGCUGAGGUGGAGACUCAGAAAGCUCUGGAAGAGCUGAGGAAGCAGUGCAGCAGUCCUGACUUCAACACCUGGAAAACCGUGUCCAGACUGCAGUCUCCCAAAAGGUUUGCUGACUUCAUUGAGGGCUCUCCACAUCUAAUGCCCAACGAAGUCUCAGUCCAUGCUCAGGAAUACGAUUUGGGCGGAUCGCUGUUCGAGGACGAUCUGUUCUCCACAGAUGAGGAAGAUGAGGGAGAAGCGUGGGAGACCGACGAGGACGAGAAACCUAACAUGUCUUCACCGUGGAGAAACACGGAGAGAGAGAAUUGAGGAGGGGGAAUAAAACUGCUGCAGGUGCUGAAGAGCUCCUGACUCUGUAGCGACGACUCUCAGAACAACCAGGACAUGAAGAAUGUGAAGAAGCAAAGCCAUACAUGAGGUAGGACCCAGGAAUGCAGCGAUGAUUGUACACCAGCUUAGAGACGUUUCAGCACUGAACUUCUUACUAUAAGAGUAUGCUUUUGACAUUAGAAAGGAUGACCAGUGGAUUUUUUUUUUUCUAAAUAAGGGGUUACAGAUAACAUUAACACUUUUUGUGUUGUAAUAACCCUGAGCCAUCAUUAUGGCAGAAGAGGAUCUGAGAGGAUCAUUUUACAGGUUGGUGACGUUGUAGUGUGUGCAUCACACACAUUUCCGGUGUUUUUUUGUUUGUUUUUCUUUCUUUCUCUUUCUUUCUUUCUUUCUGUCUUUCUUUCUUUUUUUUUGUUAUUAAUGAUGUAUUCUUGUGGACUGUUUUAUACCACAAUCCAUAUUUUUGUUGUUUUUCUUUUUUCUGGGGUGGACAAUUUGAAAAUUUUUAAUUUACUGCCUGGAGUGGAACCUUUUUUUUUUAAAGUUAAAAAAAAAAUAAA
Messenger RNA from Pangasianodon hypophthalmus (striped catfish), 2036 nucleotides. RefSeq names its product nuclear envelope integral membrane protein 1 (gene nemp1). The record is from RefSeq and is a predicted model, not a curated record. Lineage: Eukaryota; Metazoa; Chordata; Actinopteri; Siluriformes; Pangasiidae. Gene Ontology annotation, cellular component: nuclear envelope. The transcript has 9 exons. The coding region runs from base 10 to 1455 and encodes 481 amino acids.